AUGAUAUCGCAAUAUCCUAGUUCUGGCCAGUCCGAUAUACUUCCCCCGGGCUCGGCAGGAAAGGGGUCGGAAUCGUAUGAACUGACCAGAUAUCUCCCACCUUACAGAUCGUUGCUUAGUCCUGAUAGGACUUUUGACUAUCGCAGUCACAAGUACGUGGACGGAUCUGUCGAAUUUAAGCUUACUCAUCUAUUUGGAAGAAAGCGAAAGCCCGAUUCCACUAUCAAGAUGAACUAUCGGUCUUUGUUGUCGCCUUUGACUCACACAAAGAAACGUAUUCUUGAUGCGGCCUCGGAUACCCUUUCCGUGAAGUCGUUCAAAUCGACCCGUUCCAUGAGCAGUCUGCGCCGGGUGCAGGCAUUGACGGCUCAAAACUUGAUGGAUUUGCCUGACGAGAUUCUGACGCUGAUUUUCAAGAAUUUGGCAGACGAUCAUAAGUCGUUAGUCUACUUGCUUUAUGUGAACAAGCGAUGCAAUUACAGCGUGAAGCCAGUGCUCUAUGAAAACCCAUAUAUUACAUCUACUUAUAGACUUGCGCAGCUGGUCCACACGAUCACCAACAACCAAGAAUUGGCCCUCAUGGUGAAAACAAUCGACCUCUCCAAAAUCAAUCCUGGCUUAGAAAUAGAGGAGAACGCAUUGCAAUUUUACGAAAUGUUCAUCACAGGCGAGGGGUCUCAGAAUGACUGGGAUUCCGCUGACAAAGAUGUUCUGGCAGGUUGGAGAGACUGGAGAUACAGAGAUCAUCCCCUUUAUGGCCUACAGAGAACCGUGAGCGGUCAGGCUUCGAGACACGCUAGGCACAGCUCGCGGCCGGAAUUGGUCACACGCAAGGUUUCGACUUCUUCCAAUUCGACCACCAUGUCAUUGUACUCAAACCAUUAUGACUCCGAAACCGAGCUGUCCCACACCUUGUCGACGUCGCCAAUCCGCAAAACUAAAAAGGUGACGCUUGUAAGCUCAAUUAAGAGGGUCUUUAAGCAAGGAUCUGGAGAUGGCCGAGUUUCUGCCGAUGAGAUUUCCGACUGGUACAGCGACAUCAAGACUACCAAGCAGCAUCCGGUCACAUUUCCUGCCAAGAUUAGCGAUGUGGAUUAUUUGAUGAGCCCGCGGACAUCGCCAUUUGACGGUCACUCGCAACCGUAUUCCACCUCACACCCUUUGCAGAACAGGUUCUUGAGCCAGUACUGUUUUUCCAAGGAUGUUCCGAUAGGCUACUUACUCCACAUCUUGCAAGAGUGCAAGAAUCUGGUGCACAUCGACUUCAGCGGAGUCUCGUGCAGCAACGAUUUUGAAAUGAAAGACUACGAAUACUUCAAUUGGCAAACUUCUAAGGGCAAGCUCAAGCGACCCCCAGUGAUUGCAUGCAGGUCCUUAUUGCUAGAUGUGAAAGAGCAUGAGCGCAAGCAAAAGGAAGAGAGCCUGCUUCUGUCGCAGUUCAAGUCUGAAAAGCCGAUAUUCUGGUCCGAUACCCAACGGGAGCUUGACUGGCAAAACACACAACAUGUACAGCUGGAGUAUGUGGACAUCUUCAAGCAGAUGAACAAGCUGGAGAACCUGCAGACGAUCAAGCUGCGUUCGAUAUGCUGGCUUACGCAGUCUACGAUCCGGACGAUUCUGGCAGAGUCGAGGUCCAGAAGUCGGCUCCAGUACAUUGAUUGCACUGAUUCAGGGAUGCGCAAGUCGCUUGACUGGGCUAAGAAGCGGAGUGUGAAGCAAUGGGAGAGAUAUCUUCGCCCACGCAGUCCUCCGCGGCGCACAGUGGUACAAACCAGCUCUACGCCAAAUUUCGAGAAUAUAGGGCAGGAAUAUUACUAA
This is a messenger RNA of Ogataea philodendri, 1818 nucleotides long. RefSeq lists its product as uncharacterized. Bases 1 to 1818 code for a protein of 605 amino acids. The record is from RefSeq and is a predicted model, not a curated record. The transcript has a single exon. Lineage: Eukaryota; Fungi; Ascomycota; Pichiomycetes; Pichiales; Pichiaceae.